Messenger RNA from Phaeoacremonium minimum UCRPA7, 873 nucleotides. RefSeq names its product putative ferric reductase like transmembrane component protein. Bases 1 to 873 code for a protein of 290 amino acids. Gene Ontology annotation, biological process: iron ion transport; copper ion import; intracellular iron ion homeostasis. Gene Ontology annotation, cellular component: plasma membrane. The transcript has 3 exons. Gene Ontology annotation, molecular function: ferric-chelate reductase activity. Lineage: Eukaryota; Fungi; Ascomycota; Sordariomycetes; Togniniales; Togniniaceae. The record is from RefSeq and is a predicted model, not a curated record.
AUGGACGGCAUGGAGGGCAUGACCAUGGACAUGGGCUCGGGCAUGUUCCAGACCAAGAACAUGGCCCUCGCCCACGCCUACUGGCUGCGCACAUGCUCUUCCUCCGCCAUCCAGUUCCCCACCAAACCUACCAGCCAAUUCGCCCAGUUGUGGGCUACCUUGACUGCAGUCGGCCGUGAGAUGAGCUAUCCGCAGCUCUAUGUCCCGUCGCGGUUCUUCUCAUGGAUGACUCCCCCGCCCAUGGGACGCAUCAUCAUCCUCCUCGUGUAUUGGGCCGUCGUCAUCUACAUGGCGACUGCGAAUGCCAUCGUCAACGACGCCUACUUCUGGGAACGUAUCGGCUUCCGCAACGCGUGGGUCACUGUCACACAGGUGCCACUUCUCUACUUGCUCGCCUCCAAAUCUAGCGUCCUCGGGCUUCUCGGAGGGACGAGCUACGAGCGACUGAAUUGGGCGCAUCGCUGGGUUGCGCGCACCAUCUUUGUUACCGCGAGUGUCCAUGGCUGGCAUUUUUGGACCGAGUGGGUGCGCGCUGAUAUUGUCGACUACUAUCUGCCCAUGAUGCCCAUGGUCAAGUACGGCUUGGGUGCUUGGGGAGUCCUGCUUUUCACCUUGCUCAGCUCAUUUGCUCCACUCCGACAUCUAUGGUACGAGCUCUUCGUCGUGCAGCAUAUCCUGUCCUCUGUCUUCUUCCUCUGGCUCAUUUACGUCCAUGUCCCGGUGUAUGCGCGGUACAACGUCUGGUUCGCGAUUGCCGCCCUCUCUUUUGACCGAUUCUAUCGAGCAGUCCUCUUUGUUUGGCAGAACGUCAAAUUCCGACCGAAUCCGUCGCGCUGCAAGGGAGGCCAACGUCUGGGGCACCAGGCACAGUAA